Oryctolagus cuniculus (rabbit) is the source of this 4079-nucleotide messenger RNA. The record is from RefSeq and is a predicted model, not a curated record. Lineage: Eukaryota; Metazoa; Chordata; Mammalia; Lagomorpha; Leporidae.
UCAAUAGUUUGCACCCACACAGGCACACAAAGUAUAAAGUAUUGUUUGAAGACUAGUUUUCCUGUUAAUUAUCAUACUACAACACAUUAAGGACAGAGAUCCUACAUGGUAAGUGCACAGUGACUCCUAUUGUUGAUUUAAUAAUUGAGACUCUUAUUUAUGAUGUCAGUGAUCACCUGAGGCUCUUGUCAUGAGCUGCAAAGGCUAUGAAAGCCUCUUGAGUCCACAAACUCCAACCUUAUUUUGACAAGGCCAUAAUCAAAGUGGAACGUCUCUCCUCCCAUCAGAGAAAGACCUGGCGGAGUGCAAGCUGGUCUCCUUCCCCAUUGGCAUCUACAAGGUCUUGCGGAAUGUCUCUGACCAGAUCCACCUCAUCACGCUGGCUAACAACGAGCUCAAGUCCCUCACCAGCAAGUUCAUGACCACGUUCAGUCAGCUCCGAGAGCUCCACCUGGAAGGAAACUUCCUGCAUCGCCUCCCCAACGAGGUCAGCACUCUGCAGCACCUCAAGGCCAUCGACUUGUCUCGCAACAAGUUCCGGGACUUCCCCGAGCAGCUCACCACCCUGCCGGUGCUGGAGACCAUCAGCCUGGAGGAGAACGAGAUCGUGGGGAAGCCCUCCCAGCCUCCCAACGGCAGCUGGGUCGCAAAUCCAAAUGGGAGUACCACAGAGACCGGCCUGCCUGCGAACCUCACCUUCUCCUCUUACUACCAGCACUCCUCGCCAGUGGCGGCCAUGUUCAUCGUGGCCUACGUGCUCAUCUUCCUCCUGUGCAUGGUGGGCAAUGCGCUGGUCUGCUUCACCGUGCUCAGGAACCGGCACAUGCGCACCGUCACCAACAUGUUCAUCCUCAACCUGGCCGUCAGCGACCUGCUGGUGGGCAUCUUCUGCAUGCCCACCACCCUCGUAGACAACCUCAUCACAGGGUGGCCCUUCGACAAUGCCACGUGCAAGAUGAGCGGCUUGGUGCAGGGCAUGUCCGUGUCAGCUUCCGUGUUCACGCUGGUGGCCAUCGCUGUGGAGAGGUUCCGCUGCAUCGUGCAUCCUUUUCGCGAGAAGCUGACCCUGCGGAAGGCGCUGGUCACCAUCGCGGUCAUCUGGGCGCUGGCGCUGCUCAUCAUGUGCCCGUCGGCCGUGACCCUGACCGUGACGCGCGAGGAGCACCACUUCAUGGUAGACGCCCGCAACCGCUCCUACCCGCUCUACUCGUGCUGGGAGGCCUGGCCCGAGAAGGGCAUGCGCAAAGUCUACACUGCCGUGCUCUUCUCCCACAUCUACCUGGCGCCGCUGGCGCUCAUCGUGGUCAUGUACGCGCGCAUCGCCCGCAAGCUGUGCCAGGCGGCCGGCCCGGCGCGCCCGGGCGGAGAGGCGGUGGCCGAGGGCGGGCGCGCAGCGCGGCGCAGGGCGCGCGUGGUGCACAUGCUGGUCAUGGUGGCGCUCUUCUUCACGCUGUCCUGGCUGCCGCUCUGGGCGCUGCUGCUGCUUAUCGACUACGGGCAGCUCAGCGAGCCGCAGCUGCACCUGGUCUCCGUCUACGCCUUCCCCUUCGCCCACUGGCUGGCCUUCUUCAACAGCAGCGCCAAUCCCAUCAUCUACGGCUACUUCAACGAGAACUUCCGCCGCGGCUUCCAGGCCGCCUUCCGCGCCCGCCUCUGCCCGCCGCAGUGGGGCGGCCCUAAGGAGGCCUACUCGGAAAGGCCCGGUGGGCUCCUGCGCAAGCGGGUCUUCAUGGAGGUGCAGCCCAGCGACUCCGGGCUGCCCUCUGAGUCCGGAGCCAGCAGCGGGGCCGUGAGGCCUGGCCGCCUGCCACUGCGCCAUGGGCGGGUGGCCCACCAGGACCUGCCCGGGGAGGGGCCCGGCUGCUCCCACCUGCCCCUCACCAUACCCGCCUGGGACACCUGAGGUGGCCAAGGAGGGCGGCCCCGCCUGGAAGGGUGAUCACUGCUAGCAGCCAGGUGGGGCAUUAGGAGAGAGGAUACCACGGGGCAUGGGCAGCUGCUGGUGCUGCCUUUGCUGAUGUCUCACCCUCAGAGGGAGGCGAGUCAGGGGCAGGGGAAGGAACCCGUGCUCCCUGAACCGCCCUCCCCCUGGGAGCCUCCACAGCCUCUCAGCAUUGUGGCUUCUCAGCUGCAAAUCUCCUACAGGCCUGUCUGCCUGCCACACCUAUGCUUGCAUGAUUUCUGCCAUCUCCAAAAGGGCCCACCAAGGUGGAGCCCAGUGGGAUGGAUAAAUGCUAAUGAGCCGCUCUAGACAGCCAAGCCAGCCUGUCCUGCGAUCCAUGGGUCCUUGUCCUGUGGUCCCUUAUGUUCUGUCAGUGAAGCCACCGUCCUUGACCCUGAGCCUGGGAGGACAUGGUACACCCCUCUUGCUAGCUCCGAUGUAUCUUGUUUGUUUCAAGAAGUGUGCAGGGCCAUUGUCUUUCAGGAUACCACAACUGAGCAACCUCAGAACGAGCCCUCGGGGAGCUGCUUCAGGCACAGGGACUCUGGGUCUGAGCCUAGUGGAGGGAGAAGGGGAUUCUCUCCCACAGCUGCCGCCCCAGCCCAGGCAGGGCCACAUUGCAGGUGUCCUAUACCCGGUAUCACUUCCCACCCCCGUGGAUGCCCCAAGACUGCGAGGGAGAAGUUGGCCAGCUGCAGCUGUGGCUGGGCUGGCUCCUUGGGAACUCUAACCCACCCCACCCCGCAGCCUGGGUGACUCACACACCUUACAAAGCGGUGAGACCCCUUGCUGCUUCUCCCAGCUGUCUGGAAAUGAGGCUCCUCUCCAGGAGACGGGACUGCCCUGGACCAUCCUCACACAGCCCCAAACAUCUGCAGGGCUCUGGGGCUCUGCUUGCUUCCUUAAUCCACACAUAAUGACAUAACCCUGUUUACUCUAAGUCCUGGGUGUCUUAGCAGAAGCAGAUUCCUAAGCAGUUACACAUGUGCAAACGUGGCCCUCGAUGCCGUCUGAUCUGCUUCACACAGAUGAUGAUGGAGAUGCUGUGAUUGAUUGCCUUUUCACAAAGCCACAGGGUCACGGGGGACAGGUUUUGGGUGAGAAUUCCUCUUGUGAUUGCUCCGCCCACAGCACACCCAGCCUUUCUAGGAUGGGGGGAGGGGCAAGGCAAGGAGGAGAACUGGAAGGUUUUCUGCCCAAGGGUGAACCAGAACACUCACCGAACGUGAGUCUCGGAGCCUGAGUUCUUGGGCUGGGAAAUUGGAGUCUGUUGUGUGUACUCUUGUAGUUCCUGGCUUGCGCUGUUCUGUGUGUGAUGGCUGUUCCCGUGUGCCGAGUGCCCUGCCCAGCUCUGCCGUGGCCCUGUGUCAUGCUGGGAGUCUGGAUGAGUCUCAGAUGGUGCUCUGUGGUGUCCUGUGCCACACAGGCGGCGACAGCUCCCAGCUGUUUGAAGAAUUCUGAUUCCUCACCCUAAGAACAGGCCAGCGAAAGGACUCUCUCUCACCCCACAGGUCUGGCCUGUGGCCGGAUGGGAUCUGCUGGAGACAUGGUCUGUUUUCUCCUGUCUGGCUGUGUGUCUCUCUUGUAGCCUGGCCUCCCCCCUCACAAAAUCAUAGCUCCUGAGGGAGAGGGAGGGAUGCCAAGGCACUCAACCCCACCAACCUUCCCAUUGGGGCUCCCUUUUUCCCCUUAAGAUACCAUGUGUGAUAGGUGUGACUGCCAAAAAAAUCCUACCUAGAUCACCAUUCACUGUGGUGUUAUUUUGUGUGUUUAAAUAUUUAUUUAUUUAUUUAUUUGAAAGUCAGAGAGAGAGGGAGAGAGAGACAGAGAUCUUCCAUCCACUGGUUCACUCCCCAGAUGGCCACAAUGACCAGGGUUAGGUCAGGCCAAAGCCAGGAGCCAGGAGCUUCCUCCAGGUCUCCCAUGUGGGUGGCAGAGGCAAAAGCACUUGGGCCAUCUUCCACUGCUUUUCCCAGGCCAUUCGCAGGGAGCUGGAUUGGAAGUGGAGCUGCCGGGACACGAACCAGUACCCAUUUAGGAUGCUGGCAUUGCAGGCAGCAGCUCUACCUGCUGUCUCUUCCUCUCCCUGUGUAACUCUGACUUUCGAAUAAAUAAAUAGAUCGUUAAAAAAAAAAAA